GUCAUCGGUAUGUAGCAUAGUGGCUUCCUGUGGUCGCUUGUUGGUGCGUCAUGUCGUAGAGAACGAAGAUGCUGGCCGUUGAUCUCACCUUCUUAGCAUUCGCACUCAGUCUGCUUCCAUGCGUCAUCCCUUCUCCCGACAAUUUCAGGCCGCACGGCCACUCAACCAGGAGAGAAAGGUACGGCGUCGACGUCGACCAUGACGACGCCCGUCACAUGCACAACGUCCCCGAUUCCGUGCGUCCUACAGAUGCCACCAAAGCCUGGCCAUGGGAUUAUGCAUCUGAUGAUCCUGACGAGGAGAGCGACGACCGUACUCAUGCGGCCGACUCUCCUUUCCGCUUCAACGUCUCUGUGACUCGUUUGUCUUGUCGAAAUGUCAAAAUCGUUGUGCGUCCGUCAACGGUCUCAACGAGCGUUCUUCGCUAUGUCCUUGCGUUCUGGCCGAAGAGGCGUCCGCAAGAGUGGAUGGAACGAUUCAGUGACGGUGGGCGACAUUGGGUGGUGACGGUGCCUAUUGCUGGUCUGCACGUUUUGCGGUCGACGGAGUGGGUUGUGAGGGUGACGGCUCUACUUGGAGAUGGUUCGAAUCGAGUGGUGAAUGCGUCGUUUAGGACACUGAAAAGAUGCGGGACGGAUGAUCAUUCCGCUAAAAAUACUUUGCAGCGUUGUUAUCCAAAAAUUACAGAGAAACUAUGGUCUCGUCAGACACUCUACGUAGCAUGGACGAAGUCGUGUGACGCAUCGGUGUUCGAUCGAUAUGCAGUUAACUAUAGAACUAACCACGACUAUCGGCAGAUGUAUGUCAGCAUCAACAACAACAGCGUAACAUUUAGGGACAUGAUUGAAGUUCCUUACGAGUUGUCAGUGGCGGGAGUCCAUUUGAUUGAACCAUUUCGAAAAGUGACAAGCGACAUAGUCUCUUUUUCUACUGGGCAUAUAGAUGUGUCAACAAUUCCUGUUGUAGUCACCACUCCUACUACUUCAGCUGGUGCAUCUUUUGUAACUAAGAUGGUGUCAUCUCGUGAUGGUCCUCAGAUGUCAAAUGAUGGGCUGUUGGUUGCUGUUAUUAUUCUUUCAAUAUUGUUUGUUUCAUCAGCGGUUGUGGCUCUCUAUCUUUGUUGCUAUCUGAGAAUACACAAACGGAAUUUGAGACUUGAAGCUGCUGGCCAGGAUAGCCAACAAACGCCAGGAAAUCUGGAUUCAAACGGUAAACAAGAUUUGAAAGUUAGAUCAGAGGAAGAACAGGCAACAGAGGGCAUUGAUGUGACAGCUAUGUAGGCGGUUAGACUAACUCUGUUUAGAUGUAAUGGAGGUAGAUUUUAGCUAUUUCGAUAUAUGACAAUGCAUCUAUGUUAGGAGGGUGACUUUACUCAUUUGAUUGUGUGUAUAGAAUAGGUUUAGUGUGAUGAUAUAAGUAAUAGAUAGUUCAAUGUGUGGA
Molecule: messenger RNA, 1440 nt
Organism: Corticium candelabrum
Lineage: Eukaryota; Metazoa; Porifera; Homoscleromorpha; Homosclerophorida; Plakinidae
Exons: 4
Coding region: 69-1280 (403 amino acids)
Source: RefSeq, a predicted model, not a curated record